Molecule: messenger RNA, 2549 nt
Organism: Triticum dicoccoides
Lineage: Eukaryota; Viridiplantae; Streptophyta; Magnoliopsida; Poales; Poaceae
Exons: 3
Coding region: 207-2237 (676 amino acids)
Source: RefSeq, a predicted model, not a curated record
GUGCUCGCCCUUCCCCAACCACCCGCCGCCUGCUCCACCCGUCAGCAGACCACCACCUCGCCGGCAAGGACACCCUGAACGCCUCGCCCUACCCCUGACCACGAUCCUCCCGGCCGUCGGUUCUCAAAUCACACUGCUGCGAAUUUCCUGGCCAUGGUUGCCAAACGUCGCCAGAGCCGGCGUGCGCACGCCUAUCGCCCCUACAGAUGCGAUCGAAGCGCAUCUCCCGGAACAAAUCGGCGCUGCUGGAGACCAUCAAAGGAUUCUACUCCGCGGCGCUGGACAGGCUACCGGUGGACGAGAUCCCGGCGCUGGUCCCGCGCCUCCUUAAGGUCGGUCUCUGCGUCGGCUUCGCCGACCCCAUCUCUAAUAUCAUCGUCAACACCGUCUCCUCCCGCCGCAAGCCCGCAGUGACGCGCAUGUCCGACGACGGCAACGAGGAGAAGGCGGCGGCGAGGAGGCGGAAGGCGCUCCUCCGGGCAGUCUCCGGCACCCGAAAGGCCAGGUACUGGCCGCCGCCCCGCCUCCUCCUCCGCGACAUGUCCAUGGCCGAGAGAUCGCUCGAGGCGCUCGUGGCAUUCCUCACCUACUACUUCCCCGACCUUCCCGCCUGCGAGGCGCUUGAGUAUCUCCGCCUGGCCAAGGCCGACCUUCUCUCUGCCGUGCGGCUCGUCAAGGAGGACCGCAACUCCAGCUCCAGCUUCAGCUUCGCCUCCCGGACCACCAAGACAGCCCUCAAGUGCGCCGCCUUGGCUGCCUGCCACCCCAAGCCGAGGGCCCUCGUGAACAGGUCCUACUCGUUUGCUUCUCGGAUGGAGCAAUUGUCCCAUCUCCUGGCAACCGAAGGCGGCUGCCUCUCCUGCACUACCAUUGAGAAUAUCAACAGAUUGCUGAUAGAGCCCCGGCCAAAGCUUGGAGGCCUCGCCGCGGUAACACCUCAGUUCCAUCUGGAGCUGAACAUGGAGCCACCGUUUGUUCCUACAAAAUCUUUGCAGAGCACCCUGCUACACAAGAUCUAUGGAUUUUACCUCGAGGCACUUGCAUUGCUGCCGACGGACGACUUGCGCAUGUGCUACCACCGGGGCCUCCUUAAGGCUGGUCACUGUUACGGGCCUUUGACAGAUCCAGUCUCCAACAUUGUGCUCAACACACUCUGGUACAAUACGGUGUUCCCAGCGGAAGGAGGGCUCUCUGUGACCACCAUGAUCUGCUCAAGGAGCCUUGUCCUUGUUGCGCGCCGCUCCCUUCGUGGCCUUGUUGCUUACGUCCGCCAUUGCUUCCCCAUGAUGUCUGAACACCAAGCCUUACACUAUCUGCUCUUCACCGAGGUUGAUCUUUGGGGAGCAACCGACAUGGCAAUGCAACAAGGACACACCGAGAGAACUAUGUUGACCCCGUACAGUGCGUACAAGGCUGCAACCACCGCAGCACAACACCCAGAUCCUGAUGCAAUUAUAGAAUUUUUCGCGUCAAUAUUUCCCUUGAUGCUUGUUACCAUGGAGGGACAGCCAUUUUUGUCGGAUGUGCAAUACAGCCAGCACGUGCUGUCUAUAUUCUGUCCCACUCCCAAUGAUUCGAUCCGGACAGUUCCUAUGCUUUCUGAGGGGGGAUCCAGGUUCCUGUCGUGCAUUCUGAAAGAUUUCAAGGAAGAGGAACGUUUCGUCUAUAGGAAGGUUGAUGCUAUGCUGACGAAAUACACACAGCGAACUAGGGGACCUGAAUAUGAGCUUCAUGUUAUCUGCGGCUUGAACUCAAACGUAGGCAGUUCUUUUGUUUUCGGCCUCCAUUAUGGCCCCUUGGUUCCUUGGCACCCAAAGAAAACUCAGCAUUCUCACAUCAAUUUUUUGGCAAGGCCUAGAGAUUUACGUUCUUCUAACAUGGGCACUGUACUGUUCUUUGCUGAGUGCUCCAAUGAUGAAGAUGACAUCGAUGAAUUGUCGUGUUGGCCAGUCAUGGGACAUCCGGGUCGUUGCUAUUAUUGUGAGAAUGAAGGGGCAAAGAUCAUACAUCCAGAUCUACAGAAGUAUAUUGGGCGUGACAUCGACUUCGAACGUAUGGCGUGCGAUGACAGAAGUGGCAUGACCACCGAAGGUUCUAUCAGUGGUGGCGAGUUUAUAAUUGAUUCUGUAGAUGUAUGUGAGGAGGAUUGCAUCUAUUUCGAUGCCGACAGGGACACCAAGUGUGCAGAGUUCUUGAAUGCCCGUGGUAGGACUAUGCAGGGUCCCAGACUCGUUUAAUAUUAUUUUUGGAGUACUUUGAGCUUCAAGCCUACUUUGUUACCUUCGCCUGAACUCUGCCCGGGAUGUUGCACGGAUCUUUGGCUCAUCAAGGAUGCUCACAAUUUCUAUACUAGGAUAAUACAUUGAUGUUCACAUCGACCAUCUGUUCAGUAUCGUUGGCGAUGAUGCUGACAGCAGUGCUCGCGGCAAGGUCGGUGAUUUCCUGUGUCCGUAGACCUCUAUUUCUUCAGUGUUAUACCCCAGAUAAUAGGGGGCCGUUUUCACAUUGUGCCAGUUUGAUAAUAAGAGUAACAUGUUAUUGUGGGUGAA